Colletotrichum graminicola M1.001 is the source of this 1503-nucleotide messenger RNA. RefSeq lists its product as uncharacterized. Gene Ontology annotation, cellular component: membrane. NCBI's taxonomy places the organism in Eukaryota, Fungi, Ascomycota, Sordariomycetes, Glomerellales, Glomerellaceae. The coding region runs from base 1 to 1503 and encodes 500 amino acids. The record is from RefSeq and is a predicted model, not a curated record. Gene Ontology annotation, biological process: transmembrane transport; carbohydrate transport. The transcript has 2 exons. Gene Ontology annotation, molecular function: carbohydrate:proton symporter activity.
AUGGGCCGCCACAUCACCAUCUGGUCGGCCGCGUUCCUCGCGACGGGGGGCUUCCUCUUCGGCUUCGACUCGGGCAUCAUCACGUCCACCAUCGCCCUCGAGACCUUCAAGGCCUACUUCCACGACCCGGCGGAUGGCGUGGCCGCCGCCAUCGUAUCCUCCUUCCAGGGCGGCGCCAUCGUCGGCACCAUUCUCAACAUGGUCUGCUCCGACCGCCUCGGCCGCCGCAACACCGUCUUCCUCGGCUCCCUCGUCUCCAUCGUCGGGUCCGCACUGCAGGCCGGGGCCGGGGACCUCGCUGCUCUGAUAUCCGGCCGCUUCGUCGGCGGCGUCGCCGUCGGCGUGCUGACGUCCACGAUACCCAUGUACGCGUCCGAGCUGGCUGAGGCCAGGCAGAGGGGCAAGCUGUCCGGGCUGCUGCAGUGGAUGCUGAGCUGGGGGUUCCUGGUGGCGCAGUGGCUAGGCUACGGGUGCUCCUUUGUUGAGACCGACUUUUCAUGGCGGUUCCCACUGGCGUUCCAAUGCGUCCCCGGCAUCGUCAUCGCGACGGGCAUCUACUUCCUCGAGGAGUCGCCGCGGUGGCUCGUCGAGAAGGGCCGGUACGCCGAGGCGCGGCGGAGCCUGGACACGCUCCGCGCGGGCGUUGACGAGAAGCUCGUCGAGGCCGAGUACGCCGAGAUCAGGCACGCCGUGCGGGCGCAGUCGGUGCUGCGCGAGGCUGAGGGCGGCAGCCUUUGGCGGGCUCUUAUCACGAGGCCGUCGUGGCGCCGCCGCCUGCUGCUGGGCUGCGGCGUGCAGGCCUUCUCGCCCCUCUCGGGCGUCAACGUCAUCAGCUACUUCGGCCCACGCAUCUACGACCUCCUGGGCAUCGGCACGCAGACGUCCCUCAUGAUCAUCGGCAUCAACGGCGCGCUCGGAAUCGCUUACAACACGCUAGGCCUCUGGAUGCUGGACCGCGUCGGCCGCGUGCGGCCCCUCAUCGCCUCGGCCGUCGGCCUUGCGGCGGCUCUCCUCGUCAACGCCGUCCAGUUCCAGUUUCUCGAUCGAUCCAAUCCCGACCAGCUUCGCAGCAUGGUCGCCAUGAACUUCGUCUUCGGCUUCUUCUUCACGCCUCUCGGCAUCAUCAGCUGGGUCUACCCGGCCGAGAUCUUCCCCCUCGAGAUCCGCGCCCUUGGCAACGCGCUGACGACAUUCACCAACUGGACCAUCAACCUCAUCCUCGUCUCCUUCUCGCCCCAGGCGCUCACGGCCAUCGGCUUCCGCUUCUUCUACGUCUUCGUCGCCUUCAACCUUACCGCCGCGCUCUGCUACUACUUCUUCUACCCAGAAACCUCGGGGCGCACGCUGGAGCAGAUGGACGAGCUCUUCGGCGACUACGUGCCCAUGUCGGAGCACAGCGCCCUCGGGACCGUCACCACCGGGUCUGACAGCCAUAGGGGAAAAGUGGUAGGGAUAUACGGCUCCUUCGCGGUCCACGAGCGGGUUUCAUCAACCUCAGUGUGA